AUGGAUCCCGUUCAAAGGAACAUCGUCGCAACGGAGAAUCUUCUCGAAGCUUUACACAAGGUUUGUUGAAUUGUUCCCUUUUCGUGUUCAAUCCGAGUUAAUAAUCCUUAAAUUUAGGCUCAAUUCAAGGAGAUAUUGUUUUUGUCUGUUAUUUCAAAAGCGAUUUUCUUCCUAGAUGGUAAAUUCAGGGAAUAUUGGUCCCAAAAAAGCAAUUUUUCCUGGUUUUAAGCUUGUUAAAAUAAUUCUUAUUUUUAAUUGGAGAUCUGAAUUAGGUGAAACUGAUUUAUCAAAAUCAAAUUGGAAGUGGAAAUUCUCCUUCUGACUAAUUAAAAAAAAAUUGAGCAGAAAUUACAUUCGAUUCUCUACUGAAAAGUUGGAGAGCUUUCGAAACCGUUUCCAAAAUUUCCACUCAACGCAAAACUUUUUUCAGAAAAAUUGCUCAAAAUUUGAAGUUCUUAGUUUCGUACAAAACUUCGCAGAUUUAGUUUUAUGAGGUUUUUUUUUUCUCGAGACUUGAGUAUUACGAUCGUUAAACUGAGUUUGAUGUGAGAGAUCUGCGAUACGUUUUUGGCUAUAACUAAGAAGUCUAACGAGAUUUUCGCAUAAGACAAAUGGAUGUCCGUUUUACUCUAUUACAAGCUCGAUCUUUCCUUUUUAUUAUCCGGAGAGCGUUUUCAAAAAAAAAAUUUGCAAAAAAUCAGUCUGAUAUUUGAUAAAGUAAUUAAAAUGAGCCAUUCGUUCAAAAACUCAAAAUUUGAAAAGAAGUCUUCAUACAAAACCGCCCCUUGAACUAGAUACAAGGUGAUAACUUUUAUUUAUUCAAAUAAAAUCUCGAAAGAGUUCUCAUCGUGAAAGAGAUGCAAACCUACAAACUGAAGGCGACUUUUCAAUAUACCAACCUAUUUAUUCCGUUUCGAAACAGCUUCGGUUAGGUUCAACUACUGUCUUCCGAAAAAGCUGCGAUUCAACUGUAUCUGCUUAGGACUCGUCGCUGCUCGACGACGACGGCUUCAUGCAGCGACUGGCUUUGCUCCGGGCGAAGCACGAGCAGACGACGCGAAUUCUGAAGCGAGAGAUCGGACUCUCUGCCAGUUACGGCCCGGAGACAUGGUCUCAUCGGGGCUGCGAGCCCUAUCAUUCGCGCAUUUCUACGGCGACCACUGGCAGGACCUUCGUCGUCGCUGAAGGACGUCGACGUCGCAGCGAGGAGGAGGAAGAGGACGUUAGCCGGUUGGAAGAUUUCGCGACGUCGUCUCACGUCGUGGAAGAACAGUACUUUGACGAUCUCACCUCCAUCGGCAGCGUUGCUGAUUUCGCGUCGAACUACGGUUAGGUUCACGAUGUUUAAAGUCUGAUCAGAAACAUUCGUGCAGUCUAAAAGGCACAGUUUUUAUGAAGAUCUUAAGUCCAAAAAGCGGUUCGUUUUUGGUUAUUUUGAUUUUUCAAAGCAUCUUAGCCGGUAAAUACAAUACAAAUGUUUCUCAGCAUAUGGAUUUUCUUAAGUUUGUUGGCUACUGUGAAUGAGCUUCACUUUUGCAUGGACCCAUUCUAGAUGAACUUUUUCCGUCAGAAGAUCAACUGCAGCUUUAAAAUAAUUGUUUCCCAUUGAAAGCUUGAAGCUAAGACAACCCGUUGAGUUGCGGAUCUUCUUCACUUAUUACUUCUUUUUAAAGUACAAAUCAGAACAUUUAGAACCGCCUACACGAAUCGAGUACAUGCAGAAAAGCUACGAAGAAGAAAAAGAAGAGAAGAAAGGAAAUUCGGAGCAAAAGAAGACCCGAAUUUCAGGUUUGAUACUAUAGUUGAUUUUGGCCCCUUUUAGACUUAGAAAAACGUCACAUAUUGUUGAAAACACACUUUUCAAAUUUCCGAAAAAAUGACCGGAUUUUUUGGUCCAUCAUUCAUAAUAUUUGUAAGGUAUGAGCCAAAAAACUUCUCAAAGAACUAAAGUAGGCACUCAAGAGCCGAAAGAAUGUGGAAACUUAAAAAUUUUUUUUCACUUGUGAGCCAAACUUUUCAAGAAAACUACUCGGGACAGUGACCGUAUAAGAACUAAGCAGAGUGCUUUUCAUUUUUCAUUUUCUGUUUUUUUUAAGUUGGAAAAUCUUGAGUGAAACUUUACUUUGAAGUUGUGAAGCCGCGAGCGAAAAGCCGUUCUACCACCGACCUAAGCACUAAAGCUUCGACCCGACAAGACUCGGCCCCGUCGAAUAAUCGUUCCAACGAGUUUUUUGUACCUCAGAUCACGUUGCCGCAACCUUUCAAGCUCAGUACAAGGUUAGUAAAAACAGUUCUAUCCUCAUAAUCAACACAUUAACUUAUUUGCUUCGAUGAUUCAAGCUUCUCAGAAAACCGCUUCCGAAUACCUACGCAAAAAAGUUCCUCGAUGAGAUGCUGAUCGAAAAAGAGAAGUCAGAACUGGCGAAAAACAAGCAACACGAAGGAUUACUGUUCGAAAUCCUCUUCUUUCAAAACAACAUACGGAUCAUCAGGUUCAAAGCGAAUCCAGUCCCGCCCACGACCUACAAAUCGACGAAUCCGCUGGUCAACGACGAGAAAUACGUGAACGCGAUGCGGCGGAAAGUGGCGUCGAUCGCUCAGAGAAGAUUCCAGCAAAACUCCCUCGGCAGGUCCAAAAGCGAGGGAUCCUUGGCUGGUUCGUCAUGUGAGAAAAAAACGUUUGAAUUCUCAAUUCAUAUUUUCGAGAUAACUGAAGAGUCUUCAGAACCAUAG
Caenorhabditis auriculariae is the source of this 2733-nucleotide messenger RNA. The record is from the annotation of a GenBank genome assembly. Lineage: Eukaryota; Metazoa; Nematoda; Chromadorea; Rhabditida; Rhabditidae.